This is a messenger RNA of Cladocopium goreaui, 674 nucleotides long. NCBI's taxonomy places the organism in Eukaryota, Dinophyceae, Suessiales, Symbiodiniaceae. The record is from the annotation of a GenBank genome assembly.
AGGCAUUUCAGGCGACGAAUCACGAGAAUCUGGAGAAGUUCUGUGGGCAGCCCGACUGCGUGAAGGGCGUGGAGACGAUGGAGAAGGAGUACGGCAGCUGCUAUGGCGGCACCCUGUGUGCCAGCAUGAGCCAAAACUUUGACUAUGCCAAGUGCAAGGCUGCCAUGGAAGACAACCUGCCAAAGUCCUUCCGCAGCCAGGAACACUCCGCGUGCGCAAAGGAUGGUGACUUCUACUGUGCCCAGCAGUUGGCGACUUUGCUGAUGCAAAACUCCAAGUGCUACGUGAAGUUUUUCCUCCCCGCGACGCCAGGGACGCCAGAUGCCUGUCCUUCGGAGUGCGUGAACCUGUGGAAGAAGGAACAGGGUGAGCAUCCUGUGUGCAUGACGCUCUUGGAGGGUCAGCUGAAGGGGAAGUAUGAGAUCAGCCAGAACCUCACUAAGCAGCUGAUCUUGUCCAACAAGGACCCCAAGGUGCGCGCCAUGGCUGACCAGAUGCCCACCACCAUGCACACCUUCACGGAGGUCUGCAUCCACUCCCAAGCACUGCUGGUGUGAGACCUGAGUAACACCAGUAACACCUGAGCACGACUGCACCAGAGUGGAGCACUGUUCCCUUUUUGCGAGACCUUUGAUGUACAGAGACUGAUUGCUUUUGCCACCCGCUGUUCAAAA